This is a messenger RNA of Asparagus officinalis (garden asparagus), 965 nucleotides long. RefSeq names its product flavonoid 3',5'-methyltransferase-like. The transcript has 5 exons. NCBI's taxonomy places the organism in Eukaryota, Viridiplantae, Streptophyta, Magnoliopsida, Asparagales, Asparagaceae. The coding region runs from base 38 to 757 and encodes 239 amino acids. Gene Ontology annotation, molecular function: O-methyltransferase activity; S-adenosylmethionine-dependent methyltransferase activity. The record is from RefSeq and is a predicted model, not a curated record.
AGGUUCAUCAAUUUAAUUCAUAAUACUUUUAUCUUCAAUGGAGCGUCCAUAUCAUAUCUCUCUCCCAAAGAACAUCCUCCGUAGUGAUGCUCUUCAUGAGUACAUAUUGGAGACAAGUGUAUAUCCAAGAGAGCACAAACAACUCAAAGGGUUGAGGGAGGAGACCACGAAAAUACCAUGGUCUCGCAUGAGUGUGCCUCCUGAAGAGGGCCUUCUCCUUUCUUUGCUAUUGAAGUUUAUGAAUGCAAAGAAAACAAUAGAGAUUGGGGUAUUCACGGGGUAUUCUCUGCUCACUACUGCUUUGGCUUUGCCAAAUGAUGGAAAGAUAACAGCGAUUGAUCUCGAUAGAAAAUCCUACGAUAUAGGAUUACCCUUUAUUCAAAAAGCAGGAGUUGAACAUAAGAUUAAUUUCAUCGAAUCAGAAGCUCUUCCUGUUCUUGAUAAAUUGCUCCAUGAGAUGAAAGAAGAAGAUCUCUAUGACUUUGCAUUCGUGGAUGCUGACAAGACAAACUACACCAAGUACCACGAGAGACUACUGAAGCUCGUUAAGGUCGGAGGGGCAAUUGCAUACGACAACACUCUCUGGAUGGGGGCGGUAGCAGGGUGGAAGGAGGAACAUGAUCUUCUUCCUACCGACUUCAAGAUCGACAGGGACGCCAUGGUCGAGCUGAACAAGUUCGUGGCUGCUGAUCCUCGCAUCGAGAUCUCGCAGGUCCCCAUCGGCGAUGGAGUCACUCUCUGCAGGCGCCUGUAUUGAGUCUGUGCUGUUUUAUGUUCAAUAAAAGCUACAUGUUAGCUCAUGGUACGUAGUUUGUCGAUCGCUUGAGGCUUGAAUAUGUUCUGGUUAAUAAUUCUCUGGAAACAUCUGCAUUUUACAUAUGUUAAAUGGACGCUUUAUACUGAUGUUUAAGAACUUGUUUCUUCUUCUGGGUGGUUUCGUGGAAUUUACACAAAUCUUUAACAAU